AUGAGGAAGAAAAAGAAGAAGGAACCUUUAGCCAUAUGUGGGGGUGGGGAAGAAGGAGUCUCAAAGUCAGGGGGAAGUGGUUCAGGUGAGGCUGCUGAGGUGUUGAUUAAUCUGAGUAAACAACAAGAUGAACCUGGUUCAUCUGAUGAAGAGAGUUUGGCUGACUUGUUGAAGGAAGUGGGGGCCAGCUAUGACCCAAAGAAACGCAAGGCUUCCUCACAAAAGACCCCUGCUGCAUCCAAACCAACCAAGAAAAGCAAACAAUCACCACCCAAGUCUAUUCCUAGGAUUAGAGCUACUAGAAGUAGGGUCAGGGAAAGUGAAGUAGAAUUGAAGAAGGCUUUAGAAGAAAGUAAGAAAAAGAGGAAAGAGAAAGGGAAAGCAAAGAUAGGUGAAAGCUCGGAGGCUGUGGUUGAAGAGGAAGAAGAAGAGAUGGAACAGGUCCAUCUAGAAAGGAGUACUACUGUGGAAGUUCCCACUACCAAAUCAGAGGGAACCAGGACUUCUGCCAAGAAGCCCUCCAAGCCAGUACCUGCUGAACAUGUUCUUGCCAAGAGAACAAGGUCAGCUGCAAAAGGAAAACAAGUGAAAAUUGCUGAAGAAGAUGAUAAAUGGAGUGAGGAUGAAGGAGAUGAGUCAGAGAAGGAACAGGACAGAUAUGCCAUGUUUGGCAAGAGGAAAAUUCUGAAAGGGAGACUACUCAAGGACCUGGAGGAGCCAGGUAUGAUAAGGCUUCUGACUGCACUAGAAGCACAGGGCUGGAAGGUCAUGGUUCUUCAUAUGGAUGGAAAAUUGGCCAGGAAUGGACUUGUAGAGUUUAUGGCAAACGGGACAGUGAAGAAUGGGCUGGUGACUAGCACAGUGAAAGGUGUCAAAGUAAAGUUUAAUGCUACAAAGCUGGGCAAGAUUCUAGACAUCCCUAGUGAGGGAUAUGAUGAUUAUACAAGGAAGAGGUGGCCUUGCCUGGAUGGGUUGCCUACUGAUCUUCAGAUCACAAGGAACUUUUGUGACACCACAACAGAUGAAGAGGUACCUGAGGCCAGGGCAGUUCAGAAAAGUGAAAUGAGGCAAGACCACAAAGUGCUUUUUGAAUUUGUCAACAAAUGCCUUCUACCCAGACAGGAAAGAAGGCAUACAGCAAAUUAUAUGGAUCUGGUUCUUAUGCAAUGCCUGAAUGAAGGGAAGCAGAUCAACUGGCCUACCUUUAUUGUAAAGCUGCUUGAAAGGGUACUCAAUGGCUCAAAAGCUCAUGCCAUUCCCUAUGGAUUUAUCUUGACAAUUGUACUUGAAAGAUUGAAUGUUCCCCUGAAAAAGUGGGAAAUGGCUUCGAGCAAAGAGCAUUUUGGCAGCAAAACCCUUCAAGCUUGUGAUUAUAUGCUCAGUACAGCUCCAGUUGAACCUGGUUCUUCAGCAAAAACUCCUGUGAAUAGUAAGGUCAGAGCCUUAGUUCAGGAGGUUGGGGCAAAAGACGCUGAGAUAGCAAGGCUUCAGGCCAGAGUUGCUGAAUUGGAGGGAGAAAGGAAUGGGUUGAGAGCUGAACUUGCUAAGGAGAAGGAGAAAAAUGAAGGCAUGCUUCAACAGAUGCUCAAUCUGCUACAAACCCAACCCUCCAGCUCUUCUAAGCCUUAG
Nicotiana attenuata is the source of this 1629-nucleotide messenger RNA. RefSeq lists its product as uncharacterized. The coding region runs from base 1 to 1629 and encodes 542 amino acids. NCBI's taxonomy places the organism in Eukaryota, Viridiplantae, Streptophyta, Magnoliopsida, Solanales, Solanaceae. The transcript has a single exon. The record is from RefSeq and is a predicted model, not a curated record.